GAGCAACGCCCCCCACUAUAAGAAGCAAGGGUACGACCGAGUGAGCCGGUUUACCUUUGAGGACCCGUACAGUAUACAGUCAUGCCUGAAGCGCCCGCCCCAACUCCCGCCGCGUCCAAGAAGAAGAAGGACAAGAAGAAGGCCUCCAAGGGAGGUGGAGGAGGCAGCAAUGUCUUCGACCAGUUCAGCCAGAAGCAGGUGGCCGAGUUCAAGGAGGGCUUCCAGUUCAUGGACCGCGACAAGGACGGCAUCAUCGGCAGGGGCGACAUCCGCGCCACGGCUGAUGAGGUCGGCGUGAACCUCUCAGAGCAACAGAUCGAUCAGAUGCUGGCCGACUGUGCAGCAUCGAUCAACUUCACGCAGCUCAUCAACAUGUUUGGCACCAGGCAACAGGGUGGCGCAACCGACGAGGAUGAAGUCAUCGUCGCAGCCUUCAAGGCCUUCGCUGACGAAGACGGCAAAAUUGAAUGUGACAGCAUAAAGACCGCCCUCAUGACCUACGGCGACAAGUACUCCGAUGAUGACAUCAAGAAUUUCUUCGGCCUCGUCCCCAUUGAAGACGGCAAGUUCCCUGCCAAAUAUGUCAGUGAUUUGCUCACUGGUAAACUCAAAGAUGAUUAAACCAUUCGUCAUAUAUACAAUUUCUAUGUACGCCAUGGGUCAUCGUGCUGUAUCUUGGAAAAAGCACUUCGGUCAUCAGCAUACGUCAAAUUUCUCUCCUCGUUCUACAGUUACUUUACGUUUUCCUAUAAUUGUGGGGAUCUUUUAUGUUGAUUGUGUAACUGUUGACAGUAAAUGAGACACCUCCAAGGACAGAAGUUCAAUAAUGAUCUAUAAGAUCAGAUCAGCAGUCGGAGGGAUGAAUUGGAUGCGGCAGGCUUUACCCUUCACACUGCUAUGCUAUUGCAUGCCUUUCAUUCAUUUUGUUACCUACGAUCUGCUAAUCUGAACUACGAUCAAGUGAACAUUUCUGAGUAACUUUGGUCGUUAACAUCGAGAGUAGGGCGAACGAUACGGUACUUCCAGACAAGUUCUCAAUAAAUUAUGUUCCCAAUUUUU
Messenger RNA from Hyalella azteca, 1059 nucleotides. RefSeq names its product myosin regulatory light chain 2. Gene Ontology annotation, biological process: post-embryonic development; locomotion. Gene Ontology annotation, cellular component: myosin II complex; cytoplasm. Lineage: Eukaryota; Metazoa; Arthropoda; Malacostraca; Amphipoda; Hyalellidae. The transcript has 5 exons. The coding region runs from base 82 to 621 and encodes 179 amino acids. Gene Ontology annotation, molecular function: calcium ion binding; myosin heavy chain binding. The record is from RefSeq and is a predicted model, not a curated record.